This is a messenger RNA of Tauraco erythrolophus (red-crested turaco), 1087 nucleotides long. Lineage: Eukaryota; Metazoa; Chordata; Aves; Musophagiformes; Musophagidae. The record is from RefSeq and is a predicted model, not a curated record.
GCUGCUGCAGCCGGAGCCACUGGUCCUGGCUCCGCCGGGGACAUCGCCACGAGCCAGCAGCCACAGAGGGGCCCUUGAAGGUGGCUUAGAGAGAGGGAAGUCCUUCAAGCCUUCCGCCAAGCUGGAGGAGCCCAAGCCCAGCAGAAAGCAGCCGAGCACGUGCCUCCGCUCGGUGAUGGCCAGAGCAAAGGCAGACCCCAAGUUUGGGGAGAUCUUCCGCUUCGACACCCCCGUGCUGAUGUGGGACCAGCACUUCACCCCGGAGACCUGGGACAGGCUGAAAACACGACACGUCCCCUACGGCUGGCAAGGCUUGUCCCAUGCAACGGUGGGCAGCACCGUCCGGCUCCUCAACGCCUCCGCCAACCGGCGCCUCUUCAACAGGGACAGCCUCCCCGGGGGCUGCGUCCGCUGCGCCGUGGUGGGCAACGGCGGCAUCCUCAACGGCUCACGGCAGGGCAAGGCCAUCGAUGCGCACGACCUGGUCUUCAGGCUCAAUGGUGCCGUGAUCAAAGGCUUCGAGGAUGAUGUUGGGACCAAAAUCUCCUUCUAUGGCUUCACGGUGAACACUAUGAAGAACUCCCUCAUUGCCUACGAGGAGUAUGGCUUCACCCAGAUACCCCAGGCCAAGGACCUGAGGUACAUCUUUGUCCCCUCGGAUGUCCGUGACUACGUCAUGCUGAAGUCGGCCAUCCAGGGCAGCCCUGUCCCCGAGGGCUCGGACAAGGGUGAUGAGCCACGGAAGUAUUUUGGACCAGAGUUGUCUGCAGAGAAGUUCAAACUGCUGCAUCCUGACUUCUUGCAGUACCUGACGACGAGGUUCCUGCGGUCGGAGCUCCUGAACUCGCAGUAUGGCUCGCUCUACAUGCCCAGCACCGGCGCCCUCAUGCUCCUCACUGCGCUCCACACCUGCGACCAGGUCAGUGCCUAUGGGUUCAUCACCGCCAACUAUGAGCAGUUCUCAGACCACUACUACGAGCUGGAGAAGAAACCGCUGGUGUUCUAUGCCAACCACGACAUGAUGCUGGAGGCAGCACUGUGGAGGAGCCUGCACCGAGCGGGGAUUAUGACCCUCUACCAGCGGUGA